GGAGAUGGGGCCGGAGAGCACAGCCCUGCUUCAGGCAGUGCCGGUGCCGGACAUGGCGCCAUGGAGCGCGGCCGGGCAGUGCCGCCGCCUUGGAGGGGGCCCUGGAUCCUGUGCCUGCUGCCAGCGCUGGCGGGGGGGCAGCCGCUGGUGGCCGGCGAGGCGGCCUACGAGGAGUGGCAGGUGACGGGCGUGCGAGGCCGGGCGGUGGAGAUGAGCUGUGGGCUGGUGGCCGCGGCCCCGCCGGCCGUGGUGUUCUGGAGCUUCACGCCGCGGGGAGAGGGGCCGCCGCGGGCCGUGGCCGUGGGCUCGGGCCGGGACGUGGUCGUGGCCCCCGGCACGGGGACGCUGGGCCGGGUGACGCUGCGCAACGGGACGCUGGAGCUGCGGGAGCUGCGCGUGGCUGCCCAGGGCCGCUUCCUCUGCCAGGGGCUCUUCCCGGAGCGGGGCCGGCUCCGUGUGGGAUAUGCCGCCGUCCUCCUGCGUGUCCUGGUGCCCGUCUCCAAGCCCUUCGUGCGGCCGACAGCGGCGGCGGCGGCAGAGGGGGCGGCGGUGGCCCUGACGUGCACUGUGCGGGAGGGGACGGAGCCACUGAGCUUCUCCUGGCAGCACCAGGAGCCCCGGGGGGGUCCCUCAGUGUCCCCCGUGGGGCUGAGGGGCUCUGGGGCAGAGCUGAGCCUGACGCCCGCCAACCGCAGCCACACGGGCUGGUACCUCUGCACCGCGAGCAACGAGGUCAACAGCCACACCAGCGAGCCCGUCUACCUGGACAUCGUCUACGGCCCCGACGAGCCGGCCAUCAGCGUGGAGCCCUUCUCCCCUGAACAGGGGGGCUUCUCCGCGGGCGAGCGGGAGGAUGUGGUGCUGAGCUGCCUGGCUCCCUCCAACCCCCCCAGCCGCUACGUCUGGCUGCACAACGGCACCCAGGUGCACGUUGGCCAGACCUACGUCAUCGCUGCCAUCGCCCGCGCCCAGGCGGGCACCUACACCUGCCUGGCCGAGAACACCCACCUGCAGACCCGCACCCAGGCCACCAUCGUCCUCACCGUGUACUAUCCACCAGCCGGGAGCCCCAGCUGCUCUGCCCUGGCCACCAGUGACCUGCAGGAUGUGGCCCUGCGGUGCCGCUGGCUGGGGGGCUUCCCCCUGGCCCAGCUGCGCUGGGUGGGCUCCCUUGAGGAGGAGAAGGAGGAGGAGGAGGAAGAGGGGGUGAUGGGGACCAGUUUUUCCAUGGCCACCAGGAUCCAGCCAGGGGCAGCCACAAGGAACGGCAGCUCCUUCUCCUGCCUGGCCUCCCACCCCGCGCUGCCGCAGGGGGCUGCGUGUGGGACCACCCUGUGGGUCCCGCCGGGCAGCCCCUCCUGCGCGGCAGCGGCCACCAAGGGUGACGAGUACGUGAUGCUGCAGUGCCGGUGGGAGGGGGGCACGCCCCCCGUCACCCUGCAGUGGAGGGACGGUGGGGGCCGGGCCCUGGGGGACCCCACACCCUCCACCGCCGUCCUGGUGCUGAGCACCGAGGGCAGCCUUGGGGGCCGAGAGUUCGUCUGUGCGGCCGCCCACCCGCUGCGGGCCCCCGGCGCCGACUGCCGCCUGCGCCUGGAGGUCCCCGAUCUGGAGGCGGCGAGCGAGGUGGCGGUGCUGGAGGGCGGCGAGGCGCUGCUGACCUGCCGGCAACGUGGCACCAGCGCCAGGCUCAGUGCCACUGUGGCUUGGUACGACCCCAGGGAGCGGGAGGUGACACAGGGGCUGGCCAAGUACCGGCUGGAGCAGGGAGAAGCGUGGCUCAACCUCACUGUCCUGGAUGCCGAGUGGCCGAGGGACGGCGGGAUCUACCGCUGCACCGCGACCAACGCCGUGGGCACCGCCAGCCUCCCCGUCCGCCUCCGCGUGGACCGGUACCCGGCCCCCCCCAACGUCACCAUCAGCAAACUGCGCUACACGCGGGCGCGCACCGAGGUGCAGCUGGAGUGGCGGACGCAGGGCACCGGCAACCUCACCGGCUUCGUGGUGCAGCGGCGCCAAACCAAGAAACCCCUCCGAGAGGCGCCCAGCCCCUGGGAAACGGCCGCUGGCAACAUCGAGCCCCACUCCCGCGACCGGCGCCUGGGGGGGCUGGACCCCGCGGUGCUCUAUGCUUUCCGCGUCCUGGCCGUCAACCACCGCACGGCCGGGCACCCCUCCGAGGUGCAGACGCCAGCUGAGCCUCCCUUCGAGGCCUACCCGGCGGUGACGGGGGCGGCGGUGGCCGGGAUGCUGGUGGCCACCGCAGCGUCACUCCUGGCCGUGCGCUGCAUCGCCCGCCACCGGGAGACUCUCCCACGGCUGCACGACCUGCUCUUCCGCACGGCCGGUCCUGGCGCCCAAGAACCCGUGGACACGCCGGAGGAUGCUGAAGCAGCCGCGAGCGGGGAGGAGGAGACAGCACCAGCACCGGGAGAAGUGCCUGCCCCCAGCACAGCAGCAGAGCCGCUCUCGGCACCGCCAGGCACCGCCGAGGACCCACCAGCUGAUGUCACCAUCACCGCGACGGCGACGCCGUGACCACUCCGGCUUUUUCCUCUUUAUUUCCCUUUGCUCCUCUCGUCCCACACCAGGGGACGGCAGCGCCCACCCACCUGUGUCACGUCAGGCUGGGAGGCAGCUGGCUCCGAGUGCCGCACCAGGAGAAAGCCCCUCUGGCUCAGCCUCGGGCCUGCAGUUACCGCUGGAGCUAAAAUAAAUAUUUAGGCUACAAUAAAUAGUUUCUCA
This is a messenger RNA of Corapipo altera (White-ruffed manakin), 2745 nucleotides long. RefSeq names its product V-set and immunoglobulin domain containing 10 like 2 (gene VSIG10L2). Bases 61 to 2538 code for a protein of 825 amino acids. Gene Ontology annotation, biological process: cell-cell adhesion. The record is from RefSeq and is a predicted model, not a curated record. NCBI's taxonomy places the organism in Eukaryota, Metazoa, Chordata, Aves, Passeriformes, Pipridae. Gene Ontology annotation, cellular component: cell-cell junction. Gene Ontology annotation, molecular function: cell adhesion molecule binding. The transcript is spliced from 12 exons.